UCGCGGUCACUCAGAGCCAGGAGUUCGGCAUUCUAGCCCCGCCCCCCAGGCGGCUUGGCCAAUCCCCCGCGGCGGCGCAGGACGUCGCCCAGGAUCUGUCCCAGAGACGACGUGGUCCCAGGAGGCGCCACUGCCUGCCAUGGGCGUGCAGCCCCCCAACUUCUCGUGGGUGCUGCCCAGCCGGCUGGCGGGGCUGGCGCUGCCCCGGCUCCCCGCCCACUACCAGUUCCUGCUGGACCAAGGUGUACGGCAUCUGGUGUCACUGACGGAGCGCGGGCCCCCGCACAGCGACAGCUGCCCCGGCCUCACCCUGCACCGACUGCGCAUCCCAGACUUCUGCCCGCCGGGCCCAGAGCAGAUCGACCGCUUCGUGAAGAUCGUCGACGAGGCCAACGCCAGUGGUGAGGCGGUGGCAGUGCACUGUGCCCUGGGCUUUGGCCGCACUGGCACCAUGCUGGCCUGUUACCUGGUGAAGGAGCGGGGCCUGGCUGCCGGAGACGCCAUCGCUGAGAUCCGGCGCCUUCGACCCGGCUCCAUCGAGACCUAUGAGCAAGAGAAGGCGGUCUUCCAGUUCUACCAGCGAACGAAAUAAGGGGCCUCCGUACCCUUCUACCAGGCCCCCGCGGCCCUGAUCUGUGCGUUAGAUGGGGCCAGAGACGCAGAAGUGGACUAAGAGUGCUAAGCUCUCCAGUACCUAGCUGGCUCAAGAGACUGAAGGAGCCCUUCCCUGCAGGCAGGACCUGGUAGGAGGAAUGGCUGGAGCUGCACUGAUGUUGGGGGUCCCUCUGCUGCUGCUUUGAAUAAAUAACUUAAAGAACA
This is a messenger RNA of Bubalus bubalis (water buffalo), 819 nucleotides long. It is a transcript of the gene DUSP23, whose product is annotated as dual specificity phosphatase 23. Bases 140 to 592 code for a protein of 150 amino acids. The record is from RefSeq and is a predicted model, not a curated record. Gene Ontology annotation, molecular function: protein tyrosine/serine/threonine phosphatase activity. Gene Ontology annotation, biological process: protein dephosphorylation; cilium assembly. The transcript has 3 exons. NCBI's taxonomy places the organism in Eukaryota, Metazoa, Chordata, Mammalia, Artiodactyla, Bovidae.